Penicillium longicatenatum is the source of this 1950-nucleotide messenger RNA. RefSeq lists its product as uncharacterized. The record is from RefSeq and is a predicted model, not a curated record. The coding region runs from base 1 to 1950 and encodes 649 amino acids. The transcript has a single exon. NCBI's taxonomy places the organism in Eukaryota, Fungi, Ascomycota, Eurotiomycetes, Eurotiales, Aspergillaceae.
AUGUCUAGCGAUCACGCUCAUUACCAGCCAACCACGCCGCCGGGUUUGCCUUAUGAGGAGUACCUUGGCUCAGGACAUAGUCGCAACGCAUCUGCCUCUUCUAUCUACUCGGCUGAAUCUUCUCCAUGGUCAACGAUGACGGGGAACACUAGUCCCGGUACCUCGCCAGUUCGGCAUCAUCAUGGCCCUGCACUUUUGCCAAAGAUUCGACCCCAGGAUGUGGUCAUCGAGCCGGUCUCUGCUGGCGGUCCUUUGCGUAAUCGACGGGUCUUGUCCAGCACGCGAAACACUCCUGGAUUUGCACCUUAUUCUCUCAGCCGUCCAUCCCUUCGGCGAAAUCAACCAGAUGCUGGGGAUAGAUUGCCUCUGGUAUCUCCUAUUUCACCCAUCGUCACCACGAGCCUCGUCAGUCAUUCUGCCUUGUCAUCUCCAGUAAACAUCACGUCAAACAAGCGCAAGGGAUCUGGAGGUCACAGUCGAUCUGUCUCGGCGUCGGGUAUUGAUGAGGCUACCUUAAAUCGUUAUGGAUAUCCUACCUACCGGCAGCUUCCAAAAUAUGUGCCCCAUGUACAGGCACAAACCUGUCCAACUACGCCAGUGACCCCAGUGACCCCAAACAUUGUGGUCUAUCCAUCUCAACCCCAGCAACCGGCGGUGGAAGUACCUCGGCUUGCCCCUGUACGCACACCACGACAUCCAUUGACUGUACCGACACCUCAAUAUUGCUGCAGCCAAAUCCAUGGUCCCCAGAGGUCACCAAUGCACCUAAUGAGUCCACGCGAAGACAUCCCUCCACCAUCCACCAACUUGAUCUCGUACUUGACCUCUCCCACCCAAGCAGUUAACUUGGUCCGUAAUGUCAGCGUUAUCCCUACCCGCGGAAUGCAUGACUACUUCUGGUGGGAUAUCCGUCAGCUUCGCAACUGGACUUCCUUCUCCUUCGCCACUAUCGAUGCCAUUCACGGACUCACCAAGCUUCUGAACACCGAGAUUCCUGGAAACCUUGCUCCUCCAGUAGGCGUUCCCACCUCACGGCUAUCCCCAGAGUCUGAGCCAGGUCUCGUUGCCCUAAUUCGAGACCUCUACGCUCCACGAGUCAACGCAGCAAUAGCCGUCUCCCAGGGCGCAGAGCACCUCCAACUCUAUCCAGCCCCGGAUAUCCGUCAUACCGGACACAAAAACCACGGACACCCACAUUUCUUAGCAAACUACUCUACGGACAAAGAAUGCACCAGCGCAGGACUCCCACGAGGCAGACUCGUAGGCAUUGUCAAAAGUUUCGACAGAUGGAACUCAGCCAUGCGCAACGAGGCACCACACCGCCGCGUCGAAUACCUAAACGGCCUAGCCCAUCUCCAGCGAUGCAUGAGAGAACAUUCCUGCCGCUACGGCUUCAUAAUCACCGAAAUCGAACUCCUCUGCGUCCGCGCAGGCUGCGACGAUGGCUGCGACGUCCCAUACUUUGGAUACCUCGAAGUCGCAGCCCCAAUUCCACUCAAAACAGCAGCCACCACCCUGUCUGCGCGCGAUGUCCCAGCCCUAGCGACACCAAUCAGCGCACGUUCAUUCUCUUCUUCUUCUCACGGCUCUUCUUAUUCACGGCAUCCGUCACCCGUGCCUGAGUCGGAAUGUUUGGAAGAUCGUCAUGAGACGCCCAUGACAGCAAGUCUGGCAUUGUACUUCCUGCUCAUGCUUUCUAAAUCCGUUCCACUUCCCCAUCAACCCUCCGCCCACCUCAACGUCGGCGGUCCGGGUGCCCUUACCCGGCAGCGAGUCCUUCCUGAACCUAAAGAUAAUUGGAUACCCGAGCCGCAAAUUGGCGAGCGUCGUGACGCUAAGCGGGUUCGGGGAUGGGUUUGGCCUCAGGAUGCUUGGCAUCGUCGGGAAGGAGGUGGUGUUCCUCGAUCAACAAGGAACAUCGAUAUCAGGGCGAAGAAGUGGCAUAAAUAG